AUGAUGAAUAAACACAAGCCGUGGAUUGAGACGUCGUACCAUGGGGUGAUCACUGAAAACACUGACGUUGUUCUGCUAGAUCCUCCUUUGGUGGCCCUGGACAAAGAUGCCCCCAUCCCCUAUGCAGGGGAAAUCUGUGCGUUCAACAUCCACGGGCUGGAGGCUCCGUUCGAGGCGGUGGUGCUGAACGGUACGUCUGGCGAGGGCCAGCUGAGGGCCCGCGGUCUGGUGGACUGCGAGCUGCAGAAGGAGUACACCUUCAUCAUUCAGGCUCACGACUGCGGUUCUGGCCCCGGGGGCACGGAGGGCAAGAAAUCCCACAAGGCAGUGGUGCACAUUCAGGUCAACGAUGUGAAUGAGUUUGCCCCAGUGUUUCGGGAGCCCCAGUACCAAGCUGCGGUGACGGAGGGCAAGAUUUACGACAGCAUCCUGCAGGUGGAGGCCACCGACCAGGACUGCUCCCCACAGUACAGCCAGAUCUGUAACUACCAGAUCACCACCACCAGCACGCCCUUCGCUAUAGAUCGCAACGGUAACAUCCGGAACACGGAGAAGCUGAGCUACGACCGCCAGCAGCAGUACGAGAUCCAGGUGACGGCCUGGGACUGCGGCCAGAAGAGAGCCCUGCACAGCGUCCCCGUCCGCAUCGACGUCAAGCCUGUCUGCAAACCCGGCUGGCAAGGUUGGAACAAGCGAGUGGACUACGAGCCAGGAACAGGAAGCAAGCAGCUGUUUCCUAAGAUGCACCUGGAGACCUGUGGUGGGCCGCUGUCAUCAGUGAGGACCACCGUGGAGCUGCAGACCAGCCACAUCGGGAAAGGCUGCGACCGUGAGACCUACUCUGAGAAAUCUCUACAGAAGCUCUGCGGGGCCUCCUCAGGCAGCACAGACCUUCUCCCCGCCCCCAGUGCUGCCACCAACUGGACAGCUUCCCUGGUGACUGACAGCGGCAGGGACAGCGACCUGAUCUUCAGGUUUGACGGGCGUCAGGCGGCUAAAAUCCCUGCCUGGGUGGUACCCCAGAAUCUGACAGACCAGUUUACCAUAGCAACCUGGAUGAAGCAUGGACCCAGUCCUGGGCUCAGAGCGGAGAAGGAGACACUGCUCUGCAACUCCGAUAAGACUGAGAUGAACCGUCAUCACUACUCGCUGUAUGUCCAUAAUUGCCGCCUGGUGUUCCUGCUGAGGAGGGACUUCACACAGGUGGACACCUUCAGACCUGCCGAGUUCCACUGGAAACUGGAGCAGAUCUGUGACAAGGAGUGGCAUUACUACGUCAUCAACGUGGAGUUCCCGGUGGUGACGCUCUAUGUGGACGGAGUGACCUACGACCCCUACCUGGUGACCGACGACUGGCCCAUCCACCCCUCACAGAUUGACGUGCAGCUCACGGUCGGUGCCUGCUGGCAAGGUGGGGAGGUGACCAAGCCACGGUUCACUCAGUACCUUCGGGGCAGCCUAUCUGGACUGACCAUCCGACCGGGCAAGAUCGAGAGCCAGAAAGUGAUUUCCUGUCUGCAAGCCUGCAAAGAGGGGCUGGACAUCAACUCCCUCGAGAGUCUUGAUAAGAGCAUAAAGUUCCACUUUAACCCGGCCCAGUCUAUCCUGGUAAUGGAGGGAGAGGACUUGGAAAACAUCAAUGCUGCUGUGAGGAAAGUUUCCUAUAUUAACUCUCGCCAGUUUCCCACGCCGGGCAUCCGACGUCUGCACAUCUCCACCGUCGUCCAGUGUUUUGGUGAAGACACUUGUAUCACCAUCCCAGACAUCGAUGCGGUGGUGAUGGUGUUGCAGCCCAGUGAGCCCAGGAUAACAAUCACCGGAGUGGAGAGGCUCAAUCGGCCGGCCUCCGACCUCAGAGCGCCAGGAGGCGUGGCUCUGUUCCAGGAUCUCCACAUCAUCAGCACAGUCACCAGGGCGGACGCCACCGUACAUCACACAGCGCGUCGACCCGGGGUGAUGGAGGAGAUCAUUCAUAACUUGGACUACUGCGAUGUCCUUGUGCUGGGGGAGGAGCUGAGGCCAGAGCAGGAGUCCCUCCAACUGCAGCGCAGCGCUCUGCUCGGAAAGCACCUCGACGCCACCAACUCCACCUCGGGCAUGUCCAUAUACGGCGUUGACUCCAUGUCCAACUAUGAACAGGUGAUCCGACAGGUGCGCUACUAUAACUGGCGGCCCGGACAACUCACAGAGAGAAGGUUUCGCCUCACCUGCUCGGAGCUGAACGGGCGCUACACCAGCAAUGAGUUCAACCUGGAGGUGAGCGUGCUGCACAGCGCAGAAGCUGGGGAACAUGUCAAUCACAUGGUAGCCCCGCCUCAGUACAUGCAGGUGGUCCACCACCCAUCCAUGAUUCACGACCUGUACCCCAGCCACGCUUCAGGCGUGCCGAGCGCUGCCACUGUGGUCAUUGUGAUGUGUAUCGCCGCUCUGGUCGUUGUCGUGGUGCUGGGCAUCUACCGCAUCCACCUGACCCACCAGCAGGAGGUCAAGCUGGCAGAGACGGCUAAAGAGGCGGACGUGACCUGGGACAGCUCGGCCCUGACGAUCACGGUCAACCCGAUGGAGAACCUGCAGGAGCCCCAGGCUGCAGAGGAGGAGGAGGCCAGCGAGGAAGAGGAGGAGGAAGAAGAGGAGGAGGAGGAUGACGAGGAAGAGGAGGAGGAGGAGGAUGACAUCACCAGCGCUGAGUCAGACGACAGCGAGGAGGAAGUGGACGUCCAGCUACCCAGGAUGCAACGCCAGAGCAAGAAGGGCCAAAGCUGGGACAAAACAACAAUAUCUUACUGA
Messenger RNA from Chelmon rostratus (copperband butterflyfish), 2787 nucleotides. RefSeq names its product calsyntenin-2-like. The transcript is spliced from 17 exons. The record is from RefSeq and is a predicted model, not a curated record. Gene Ontology annotation, molecular function: kinesin binding; amyloid-beta binding; calcium ion binding. Gene Ontology annotation, biological process: positive regulation of synaptic transmission; homophilic cell-cell adhesion; positive regulation of synapse assembly. Gene Ontology annotation, cellular component: postsynaptic membrane; cell surface. NCBI's taxonomy places the organism in Eukaryota, Metazoa, Chordata, Actinopteri, Chaetodontiformes, Chaetodontidae. The coding region runs from base 1 to 2787 and encodes 928 amino acids.